AUGUUCCAAAAGACAGGAUCAAACUAUGGCGUUAAUGAGGUAUUGCUUUCCUCUGUACUGGGAGCUGUUGUCUUCUCGCUUUUUGCGGCCCAGCCGCUUGUCAUUGUGGGUGUGACGGGCCCUAUCACCGUCUUUAAUUACACUGUUUACGAUAUCAUGAAACCGACAGGAGUCAAUUAUGUCGGCUUUAUGUGCUGGAUCGGCAUAUGGUCGCUCAUUCUUCACUGGAUCCUCGCCAUAACAAACUCCUGCAACUGGCUCCGAUGGGUGACUCGCUUCCCCUGCGACAUCUUCGGCUUCUACGUCGCCUUCAUCUAUCUUCAAAAAGGCAUCCAAGUCCUCGAACAUCUUGGCAGAGGACAAGAGUUCUACCUCUCCAUAGUUGCUGCUCUUCUUGUCUUCAUGGUUGCAUACGUCUGUGGCGAGAUUGGCGCUAGCAGUCUCUUCCGUCACCCCUUGAGAGUGUUCCUCAAGGACUAUGGUACACCUUUGACCAUCAUCUUCUUCACCGGUUUCGUGCACUUUGGUCGCAUGAGAGAGGUUGACCUCGAAGUUCUACCUACUGGCAUCGCCUUUGAACCAACCAGUGGACGAGAUUGGCUCGUCAACUUUUGGGACCUGAGCGUGGGCGACAUUUUUCUUGCGUUGCCUUUUGCAGUUCUCUUAACUAUCCUUUUCUGGUUUGACCACAAUGUUUCUUCACUAAUCGCUCAAGGUAGCGAAUACCCUCUUCGCAAGCCUGCUGGUUUCCACUGGGAUAUCUUUCUUCUUGGCUUAACAACUGGCGUUGCUGGCAUUCUCGGUCUGCCAUUCCCCAAUGGCCUCAUCCCUCAAGCCCCUUUUCACACUGAGUCUUUAUGCGUCACCAAAGCUGUCAAGGUAGACGAUGAGGAUGGCAACUCAAGAGACGCCGGUUACUCUUUCGAGGCCACGCAUGUGGUGGAGCAGCGCGUCUCCAAUAUUGCCCAGGGCCUUCUCACACUCGGCACCAUGACGGGACCCCUUCUAGUAGUCCUACAUCUUAUUCCCCAUGGAGUUCUCGCUGGCCUAUUCUUCAUCAUGGGCGUCCAAGCUCUCGAGGGUAAUGGUAUCACCGCCAAACUCAUUUUUCUCGCCCGAGAUCGUGCUCUUACGCCUUCGAGCAGCCCACUGUUACAGAUCCGCCGGCGCUCAGCGAUAUGGUACUUCGUUCUUAUCGAACUUAUUGGUUUCGGUGCCACUUUUGCCAUUACUCAGACUGUCGCUGCCGUAGGCUUCCCUGUUAUAAUCUUUGCCCUCAUCCCUGUUCGUGCGCUGCUCCUUCCCUAUAUAUUUUCUCCUGAAGAACUUUCUAUCCUCGAUGAGCCUACUGCCUCCGAGUUCACGAUGGAAGGUAUCGGCGGCUCAUGGGGUGGUAAAGUUAGCGAGAAGCCUGCGUCGCAGCAAAGCGAACCCCAACAAGCACUAGAGCAUCAUGGCAGUGUGCUUGCACAGCCUGGGGCUCCUAGGAAGAGUCAAGAGGAACUUGCCGAACUGGGCCAGGUUCAGUCUGGGCGGAGUACGGCGACAAGGAGGACAAGUUUGGAACGACGACCUCACAGGCAAUUAGAUGUAUAG
Molecule: messenger RNA, 1596 nt
Organism: Fusarium sp. VM40
Lineage: Eukaryota; Fungi; Ascomycota; Sordariomycetes; Hypocreales; Nectriaceae
Source: the annotation of a GenBank genome assembly